GAGCUACAUGAACGACAGCGUAGCACACACCAUAGUACGGAGUAGUUUUUUUUCCUCAUGAGGAAGUAGACUGUACACAGCAUAAUUGCUUGGGCCUCCAAAUGAGCUUCAUCUUAGAUUGGGCUUGAAAUGCUUAGUAAGUUUGGGCCUCGAUAAACCCAACGCAAUUUUUUUUCUUCAAAAUAACCCAACGAAGCAGCGACAUCGUCGGCGGUCGGCUCCGGCAGCCACCGCGCGCCGUUCGCGACCAAACGUCUCGCUCUCGGCUGCCUCCGCCGCUCCGACCGUCUCCCCGCACCGUCCAAAACCCCACCGCUACCUCUCCGCCCCCUCCCCGCUAUGGUCUCCGCCUUGCCGUCGCUGUCGCCGAUGCCGCUGCGAUGGGUAGGCGAUCGGGCAGUGGUGGCAGCAAGCCGCCUCCCUUCCUCUCCUCCUCCUUCUCAUCUUUGUCGUCCAAGCGCUCCCGCCCCGUCCGCCGCCUCCCGUCCCUCCCCAAGCCGCCCCUCGCGCCGGCGGCGUCAUUCACCGGCAGGGGGAGGAAGAAGGCGCCCGCCAGGCUGUGGAUGAGGAUGGAUCGAUGGGGCGGCUGCGAGGUAUUCAUGUGCGACAAGGCCUUCGUCCCUGAACGCUCCGGCGUACACACGCGCGACCUCCGCGUCAUCUGCACCCUCCUGUCUCGCUCCCCCAGCAUCCUUGCUAGAGAAAAGCCUACAGUAAUCAAUAUAGAAUUCAUAAGAGCUAUUGUUACCUCUGAUGAAGUCCUGCUGCUGGAACCUCUUGCCCAGGUGGUUCUCCUUUUCAUGGAUAAAUUAAUGCGGCAUUUUCCAUUGAAGAGUCUGGUGGUUGUUAGCGCCAGACAUGUGGAUAAUCAGGAUGACAGGCAUGCUAAAACUGAUGCUGAGUCUGAGCUCCCUUUUGAGUUUCAGGUGUUGGAGCUGGCCCUGGAAGCUGUAUGCUUGCCAUUUAAGUCCAGCGUAUCUGAUCUUAAUAGGCAUGCCAUUUUUGUGCUGGAUGAAUUGACUAAGAAUGUGAGCACUAGGAAUCUUGAGCGUGUUCGGAGCCUGAAAAGAAAUCUCACUACUCUGCUUGCUGGUGUGCACAAGGUCAGAGAUGAGGUAGAGCAUCUUUUGGAUGACAAUGAAAACAUGACACAACUACACCUAUCGAGGAAGCAAAUAAAAAGUCAGCAGGAUGAAGCUCUACUGGCUUCUGCUGCUUCAAAUAGCAAUUUUCCUUCAGAAACAAGCCUGGCUGGACCAAACUCUAUUAUUAAGCAAAGGAUGGGCGUUUCUACGACUCUGCCAUUAGAUAGAGAUGGGGGGGGGGGGGGACCUAGAGAUGUUACUUGAAGCCUAUUUCAGGCAGCUGGAUGGAAUUCACAACAGAAUUACGUUGGUCGGUUCUUUCCUUCCCAA
Messenger RNA from Phragmites australis (common reed), 1415 nucleotides. RefSeq names its product putative magnesium transporter MRS2-H. NCBI's taxonomy places the organism in Eukaryota, Viridiplantae, Streptophyta, Magnoliopsida, Poales, Poaceae. Gene Ontology annotation, biological process: magnesium ion transport. The record is from RefSeq and is a predicted model, not a curated record. The coding region runs from base 381 to 1349 and encodes 322 amino acids. Gene Ontology annotation, molecular function: magnesium ion transmembrane transporter activity. The transcript is spliced from 4 exons.